UGCAAGAGAAAAGCGCUAUAAUCAUCAUGGACAACAAAUGUUUACAAAUGAUUGCUUUCAAUGAAGAACUAAAACAUUCUUAUGAUCAAUGAGGUACAUUUAAAUGAUAAAAGUGAAGAAUAAUGGUGUAUCUUUAGAUGCUAAUGUAUCAUAUUCUAGGUGUUUGUUAACAAACCAAAACGUGCCAUUCUUGAACAACGGAGACAUGGAUGAGUCAUCCCCAUGUGUCGUUUUGCAGAUAACCAUCUCUAGAUAACUUCAGAACAUUUUUGAAUUUCUGAAGCUUUUUGAGAGGCUUUUGAUUUUCGCUUAUUACCUAUGGGACAAUUGUCAUCAGAUUUGGAGAUGAUGUCUGGUCCAAAGUAAACCACGUUUUCAACGCAUGCAACCUUGUCGCGAUGCAUGAUGACAGGACAUAGAUUUACAAAAGUGCUGGAUUGGAAGUUGACUGUCGGCACCACAUCUUAUACAGUUAAGCUGACAACUGCAAUGCAAUGGCAGUAAUGGAAAAUCUCUUCUGACUUGCCCUUCGUAAAGAUGGUGAUCUGAAAGCUUGUGGAGGCAAUUUAUCCUGCUCGUCAAAUUGUCUUUUCCAGAAGGAUGUUUUGGACUGAAGGAGAGUGUAUCUGGAAUCUGUGCAAGGCUGUUGGGCAAAAACUCUCCCCUUACGCCGCGGAGACGUCCCCUCCACAUCCAUCUCCAUCCCAUUUAGCCACAGUAGCCAUAUCCUGAUCACUGGCUCCAAGAUGGAUCCUUUGGAAAGAAUGCACUUCACCACUAUCGACUAUGUCAUAUUUGCCCUCUUGCUGGUGGCAUCCAUGGGCAUAGGGCUGUAUUACGCCCUGUCAGGGGGUCGGCAGCGCACCACUCAAGAGUUCCUGCUAGCGGACCGGAGCAUGAGCUGCCUUCCUGUAUCCCUGUCACUUAUCGCUACAUUUCAGUCAGCGGUGGCUAUAGUGGGCGUGCCGGCAGAGAUCUAUACCCAUGGCACUCAGUACUGGUUCAUAGGCUGUGCUUACAUCUUGGGCCUAUUAAUUCCAGCACAUGUUUUCAUUCCUGUGUUCUACAGGCUGCAUCUUACCAGCGCUUACCAGUAUCUGGAACUGCGCUUUAGCAAACCAGUGCGUAUCUGUGGAACACUUACCUUCAUCUUUCAGACAGUCAUCUAUAUGGGUGUUUGUGUGUACACUCCGGCCGUAGCACUCAAUGCAGUUACUGGCUUUGAUCUAUGGGGAGCAGUACUGGCCACUGGACUGGUGUGUACACUGUAUACUACUCUGGGAGGCCUGAAGGCAGUGAUCUGGACAGAUGUCUUCCAGACCAUAGUGAUGUUUGCUGGCCAGCUGACGGUCAUUGUGGUGGGGGUCCAGCAGACUGGAGGGUUAGCAGAGGUCUGGAGGAAGGUCUGGGAGGGGAACCGUAUCUCUGGCAUAGACCUGAAUCCUGACCCUACGGAGAGGUACACAUUCUGGACCCUGGGGGUGGGAGGGAUCUUCCUGAUGCUGUCUCUGUACGGGGUCAACCAGGCCCAGGUCCAGAGAUACCUCAGCUCCAAGACCGAGCGGGAAGCCAUCAUGUCUUGCUACAUGGUGUUUCCCUUUCUACAGGUAGCUCUAGCUCUGAGCUGUGCCAUGGGGCUGGUCAUGUUUGCGCGUUACUGUGGGGAGGACCAAUUUCACAAAAUAGGCAACUUAUCAAAAAAUGAGAUGGUGUUAUACUUUGUUAUGGACAUGCUGCAGGAUCUACCUGGUCUGUCUGGACUGUUUAUAGCUUGCGUAUUUAGUGCAGCUCUCAGCACCAUCUCGUCAGCCUUUAACUCUCUGGCCACAGUGACCUUGGAGGAUCUGAUCAAACCACACUGCUCAUCCAUGACAGAGGCCAGGGCCACCCUGCUCUCCAAGGGACUGGCAUGUUCAUAUGGACUGAUGUGCCUGGCUAUGGCCUAUUUAACCCACUUGAUGAGUGAUUCCGUUUUGCAAGCUGCUUUCAAAAUCUUUGGAAUGGUUGGUGGUCCUCUUCUUGGCAUCUUCUGUCUCGGGAUGUUCAUUCCUUGGGCUAACUCUACUGGUGCCCUGGCGGGUUUGGGGUCAGGCCUGGUGAUGGCCUUCUGGGUGGGCAUCGGGAGCAUCGUAACCCGUACCUCUGGUGGUCCUGCUGCUGUGUCUCAUUUCAACUGCACUGCUGUACAACUCUCAGAAAACAUCACCACAGCCAUAGGGACUGCACUCAAUAGUACUGCUGUGCCUACUAGUACAUCCAGAUUCCGUCUCUCACAGUUGAAGUGUACCUAUGAAUCAAAUUACAGACGUCUACAUGCUUUCCAACCAAUGGGUCUGCAGAGAUUCUACUCCUUAUCCUUCAUGUGGUACAGUGCUCUCAGCUCUUUCACUGUGGUGAUCACAGGGUUGAUUGUUAGCUUUCUCACAGGACCAAUGAAAGAGGAGGAUGUGACCCCAGGCACUCUGUAUCCUCUGUUGGGCAACAUGCUGUUCUUUGUACCAGAUAACCUCAAACAAAAUCUGUGCUGCGCCACCCCACUGGAGCACAGGCCAAUCAUCCAGGAAUGUCCACCUGCACAACACAAGGAAAAUAAUGUUCAGGCCGUCUACACAGAAGAAGAAGAGGAGGAGAGGCUGAACUUUCUUCCCACUUCUCCCACACCUGUUACGGAACACGAGACAACUGUGUGAUGCACAGAGACACUUCCAUAACCUCAUGUUAUGCCGUGGCACACGGGGCAGUGAAAUGGUCCACACCAUUUUAUGUCACUGUUUUUCACAGUGGACCUGUUCUUUUGAGGAGAUGUGAUGUCGGGAGUGACUCUUAUUUUAAAACUUUGCUUCAGGUUUGUAAUUCAAGUGACUGGAUAAAAAAUGCACUGGGACUGUACAUGUAUGUAUAUUGUACAUGACGCAUGGCAAUACCAAAUGUACGUAGAGUAUUACGUAUUCUGGAAAUCAAAAGAUAAACCCGAUGCCAUAUUAUCUAGUUCUGAGGAAUUCAGAUUUGAAUGGACCGGAUGUAUAAAUGCAAAAUAUCUGGUUUAUGUUUCCUCUCAUUACCACAUAUUACCACAGAUAAGAGGAAACCCAGAGGCCGGCAGUGGGAGCAGAAUGGUUUUGGCAGACAUUCUGCCAAUAUUCUCAACGACCAAACAUUUUAUGUCCAAACAGUUUUCUGUUUCUAAAACUACAAUCUGUAACCAACUGAGAGGACUGCAUUUUGUAGACUUUACCCUUUGCCAAAGUUUGAAAAAAGUUAAGGAGUGCAAGGGUGAAUUGAGUUAUUGCACACCCACACUUUAGAAUAGGCAACAGAAAUAUGCAAAUAAAUGCUAGAACGUGCCAAUGGGAUCUCACUAGCUUGUGAAUGUCCUGCCCACUCUGAUUAAUUUGCUCCCAUUGGAAACUACAGGCUCUGUUCAAUUUUGGGUUAGUUAUAUCUUUGAUAUCACUAUGCUACUGUCAAUGAGAAAUAUCUUUAAUUUGUGGAACUGAGUAGUUCUUUCAGUAAUGUGAUCCGGUGAACAACUUUGUCAUGUUGGCCUGUUGUCGAAGCAGAAAAUAUUUUUGUAAAAUUAUACUGAGACUGUUUUGUUAGAAAAUAAAAUCUUAAACAUUUCAAUGUA
Molecule: messenger RNA, 3628 nt
Organism: Oncorhynchus gorbuscha (pink salmon)
Lineage: Eukaryota; Metazoa; Chordata; Actinopteri; Salmoniformes; Salmonidae
Product: sodium-dependent multivitamin transporter-like
Exons: 18
Coding region: 747-2690 (647 amino acids)
Biological process (GO): pantothenate transmembrane transport; biotin transport; sodium ion transport
Cellular component (GO): membrane
Molecular function (GO): sodium-dependent multivitamin transmembrane transporter activity
Source: RefSeq, a predicted model, not a curated record